Messenger RNA from Galeopterus variegatus (Sunda flying lemur), 2072 nucleotides. Its product is annotated as butyrophilin subfamily 3 member A1-like. Gene Ontology annotation, molecular function: signaling receptor binding. The record is from RefSeq and is a predicted model, not a curated record. Lineage: Eukaryota; Metazoa; Chordata; Mammalia; Dermoptera; Cynocephalidae. Gene Ontology annotation, cellular component: external side of plasma membrane. Gene Ontology annotation, biological process: T cell receptor signaling pathway; regulation of cytokine production.
AUGAAAAUGGCAACUUCCAGGCCCUUCCUCCUACUCAACCUCCUUGUGUACCUCAUCUUGGUCCAGCUACCCACCCCUUGCUCAGCUCACUUUGCUGUGAUUGGACCCGCUGGGCCCAUCCUGGCUAUGGUGGGUGAAGAUGCUGAUCUGCCCUGUCACCUGUCCCCAGCGAUGAGUGCAGAGUCCAUGGAGCUGAGGUGGGUGAGGUCUAGCUUUAGGCAGGAGGUGAACGUCUAUGCAGAUGGGAAGGAAGUGGAAGACAAACAGGUCACAGCCUAUGGAGGGAGAACUUCGAUUCUAAGAGACAGCAUCAGUGCAGGGAAGGCUGCUCUCCGAAUAUACAACGUCAGAGCCUCUGACAGUGGAAACUACCUCUGUUAUUUCCAAGAUGGCAAAUUCUAUGAAAAAGCCAUCGUGGAGCUGAAGGUUGCAGCACUGGGUUCUGAUCCUCACAUGGAAAUGAAAGGUUAUGAGGAUGGAGGGAUCCACGUGGACUGCACCUCCACUGGCUGGUACCCCCAGCCCCAAAUACAGUGGAGAGAUGCCAAGGGACACAGCAUCCCGGCUGUGGCAGCGCCUGUGGUUGCAGACGAAGCAGGACUGUAUGCAGUGGCAGCAUCCGUGGUCCUGAGACGUGGCUCUGGGGAGGGGCCAUCCUGUACCAUCAGAAAUUCCCUCAUCAGCCAGGAAAAGACAGCCAGGAUUUCCAUCGCAGGCCCCUUCUUCAGGAGCGCCCAGCCCUGGAUCACAGCCCUGGCAGCGACCCUGCCGGCCUUGUUGCUGCUUCUUGCAGGGGCCGGUUACUUCCUGUGGCGACAGCAGGAGGAGAAAAAGGCGCUGUCCCAGGAGAAAGAGCGAGAACAGGAAGAGAAGGAAAAGGCUCGGGCCGAAAAGGAGCAGGAACGAAACGCGACAGAGAAGCUCCAGGAGGAACUCAAGUGGAGAAAAAUCCAGUACAUGACUCGUGGGGAGAAGUCUUCAGCCUAUGCUGACACAUCUUCAAACUGUGCAGCUGAUGUGAUUCUGGAUCCAGACACAGCAAACCCCAUCCUACGUAUUUCUGAGGACCAGAGGAGUCUGCAGCAGGCAAAGGAGCAAGAGAAUCUGCCAGACAGCCCUGAGAGAUUUGAUUGGCAUCACUGCGUGCUUGGCUGUGACAGCUUCACAUCAGGGAGGCAUUACUGGGAGGUAGAAGUGGGGGACAGGAAAGACUGGCACAUCGGGGUGUGUAGAGAGAACGUGGAGAGAAAAGGUUGGGUUAAAAUGAAACCCGAGAAUGGAUACUGGACUAUGGGGCUAUCUGACGGGGAGAAGUAUCGGGCUCUCACAGAGCCCAGGACCGACCUGAAGAUUGCCGAGCCCCCUCGAAGAGUGGGGGUGUUCCUGGACUAUGAGUCUGGAGAGGUCUCGUUCUACAAUGCUCUGGAUGGCUCUCAUGUCUACACCUUUCCCCACACCUCCUUCUCUCGGCCUCUGUUUCCUGUUUUCAGAAUUCUGACUUUAGAGCCCACUGCCCUGACUGUUUGCCCAGCACCAAAUGGAGCGGAAAGUCCCCAUGUUCCUGACCUAAACGCUGACCUUUCCCUGGAGACCCCACUAACCCAGGGUCCAGCUCAUGGGAGCCAGGUGCCUCAUGCUGAUGUAAGGUCUUUGCUUCUCUCUGCCAGUCUGCAGCUGAGGGCGUCCUCCUCCAAAGCAGCCAGUGACAACUGUAAAGCUACAUGCACAGACUGAGGCACUUUACUGGAAAUAAUUCAGUUAUCCCCUAUGACAGUUCUUUGUGUUUGGUGCCAUCAUGGAGCCUGAACCAAGCUUCUUACGUUCUAGGUCUCUGGGAAGUGUAGCUAAUAACCUAAACAUUGUCUGGGAUAUAUGAAUUUGGGAGAAAGGAAGCUAGAAGAACUUCAGGGUGUUUUUAACCACUCCGUGAAAUCCAUCUCCUGGAAAGGGGUAUACACACUCCUGAGCACUGGUGGAGGUUCAGAGGACAUUCCUUCCAACUGACAGAUGCUUUAUCCUCAUCACCACUGUUGCUCCUCACUGUGUCCCCUCUCCCUGGCAUGUGUGGUUAA